GCAGGGCACACCCAUCCAUGGCACAUAUAGUACAGUAGAGUGACGCGACAGAGCUGCUGCUGCUCUCAGUGCGUUUGGGUUUCAUGUAAAUGACAGCUCUAUCACAGGAGCAACAGCUCACAUUAAUGAUGACACCUGAAGGACUUGCCUUAUUUUGGGGAUCGUUCACUCUCCACAUGAUCCUUGUCACUGAAGGAAGCUCUGUGGGAUGUGGGUGUCCAGCAGCCACCAUUUUAAUUAAAUUUCCCUCGAAUAUACCCAAUGACACAUGCUGCUUGAACUUUUCAGGAUCCACAUUCAACCAGGUGCAUUGGGCGGCUUUUUUGUCACAUACACAUCUGCAAGUUUUGGACCUGACUAACUGUAAUAUCAGCCACAUUGAUCACAGUGAAGUUAGAGAGACAUCAUUGACUUCAUUGAGAGAGCUAUAUCUUAGUCAGAACAGAUUGUCAUCUCUUCCAGCUGACUUCCUAUCCAAAGCCUAUAGUCUGGAAAUGCUGGAUCUGGGAAUGAAUAAUCUGACGUAUCUACCCAAGCGAUUUCUGCAGAACUCUGAAAAUCUGCAGGUGUUGAUCCUUGGAUGGAACAAGCUGAGCUCUCUCCCAGGCUCUGUCUUUAAGCCUUCACUACAACAUCUGGAGCUCUUUGAAAACCCCUGGGCUUGCACAUGCACACUGUGGGAAGGGCUCCAGGGUGGUCGACAUGACAACUCCAGCGGUUUUCAGGGGCUUGUUGGUAAUCUGACCUGUGCCUCUCCUCAAACUCUUGCAGGACGGAUGGUAUGGUCUUUACAGAACAGGGAUGUGUGCCACUUAGCCAACCUAACAGCUCUCUUCAUUCUUCUUCCCCUUCUCCUGCUCCUCAGUCUGGUGCUCUGCUGGUGCUGUGGCAGGAAGAAGAAAAGGAAAGAGACCUCGUCAUUUAGCCCAGCUCACAAAAGGCCCAGCAACUCACAGUGCAAUGGACGGUGGCCACAUGACAAACUGCCCACUGGACAGUCACCAGCAUCUGUAGACAAUGGAAAAGAGGUCAUACUGAGGAACCAACUGAUGCUUCAGCCCUCAUCCACCCUGCUAGACAGUACUCGGGACAUCUAUGAGGAAGUGGAGAUUAAACUGGGCUCUGUGGAAUCGCUGGCCAAUCCAUCGUCCACUUGCUCCACUGAAGGGACUGCAGUCAAGCAGGAUCUGGAUGCAGUGAGUGUGAGUGAGGUGAUGAAGGACUCAGCUGAUCGGGAGAAAGCUUACCUGACCCAGUCCACUGAAUACUACAGUUUAGUACCAGGGAUUGAAAUGGAUGACUCAGACCAUGGAGAGUAUGAGAGUGUGGACCUCUCGUAACAUUAAAAGAACACCCACAUUGUGUGCAUAGUGGAGAAUCUCACAAAAAUUCUAUUAGUACAGUGGAUUUUUGUGCCAAUGCUAUUGUAUUGGACAGGUGGUCAUCAUGUUUUGCCUUUGGUUGCAAUUAUUGAAUUACUGUACUGAUAAUGUGACAAAUCUGACUAAUCACACUGUGAAUUCGGCAAAGGUAGGUAGAAAGUUUUGCAGCAGAAAUUAGUCUGUCCUGACUGAAAUUCAAAUCAGUGCCUCCGAGUAGUUGUAGCAAAACGAUUUGUUGAACGGAUAAGCACGUGUGAGCUGCAAUUUCCAGGUAAAAUAUACACAGAGUGGUGCAACAGUUUUGUUGUAAAUAAUUGAAUGCAUCAACAGGAAUGCAUAUUUUAUUAACCAUACCCCUAACCCAAACUCCAACCCUAAACAUAUCCAUACAAUGUAAUUAUGUAGAAAUGUAAUUUUAGAGGGAAAUUGCAAAGUCCAUAUAAUGCUCACCAUUGUUUAUGCAAACACAAUUACUUCCUGGUUCACUCGGGACCAGAAACCAUUGCUCUGAGGCUGCUUGGCAACAUGCUAUCAGUAGCACUAGAUGGAAAUGUGAUUACUUUUGAAUUGAUGCAAAAAUUACUAAUGGGAAAUGGUGCUUGUCAUUAAUUCAACUGAAUGGUGUUGCUUUCAGGGUACAUAAACUUUCGGAAGCAACGUGUCGAUUUCACGUGUGAUCAUGUUUGUCAAACAGAGCUGUUUGUAGACUAAAUCAGUCUGUUGUCAAGAUAAGCUAUCAUAUAGCUGUCAUCUGAAUAUUUUAACUAUAUUGAUAUACACACAUAUACACGGUAUAUAUGUCCUCUUGUAUAAUUUGAUGCUUUAUUGAUUUUAAGCUUUAUUAUUGGCAUUACUGUAUUAUAAAUUACUUUUUACUUUUUUUAUUAAUUUAUUAUUAUUAAUAAUAUUAAACAUUCACAUUCAGUUAUAGCACAUAAUAUGUAAAAUGUAUAUCAUAUUAUGUAAGAGAACAGUAAUUAGCUGUUUAUUUAUGUUCGUAGUAAAAUACUUAAUCAUGAAAACAUUAAACAGAACCACAGCCCAGCCUCUGGUACUUAUCAUAAGUAAGCAAAUCUAUCAUGGUAACCAUAAUUAAACCCAGUACUAAAAUGUUGUUUUGAGGUAUGAUUUUUUUGUUUUGGCAUAUUUCUCUUUUUUUAAAACAGUUUUUAUGUUCCCGGUCAUUCUAUAAAUAAAAUGGUAGAACAAAUAUUGUCCAAUAUUUAACAAGGUUGGCAACAAAUAAGAAUUUUUCAGGGGUGAUGACCAAAAAACAUAUGGUUGUUUCUUUAACGUUGGGCACGUUCAUGUUCCUGGAGUUGAUUUUAAUUUAAACUAACAGAUUUCAGCUUUUUCUUUUUGUUAUGAAAAAAGUCUCAAUAAAACUGAAUGGGAAACUACCAGGCCAUCAUCCUUUGUUUAUUUUUCAAAUGCUUUUUAUGUACACAUUGUACUGUUUUAGCCUCGUAGCCUCCAGACCCAGACUUUCAAUAUUUAACAAUAAAAUCCAUUGUAAAAUACUAAUGAUAUUGAUGAUAUUGUUAGUAGACAAAUAAAACAAACUGGUGGGAGAGUUAAACAUUUUUAAUGAGACUUUACUCUCCAGAAGUCCACAAUGGUAAAAGUGCCUGAAGUUGAAGAAACACCACCAAUAUAUGCAAUCUGUAACAAAACACACAGUUUUGGAUUUUGGUAACACUGUUAAACUGGAGAAUAAUUUCUAUAUGCAUUUGAGAUUUCAUGAUGUUAUUCGAGAAUUAUGAAAAUGAGAAAUUAUCUUUAAUUUUUUGGCUUAAAAUAAUUGUUUGGAUAAACCUUCAUGUUUUUAAGAUCUAUGUUUAGUUAUUUUAGUCUUAAUUAAAAUAUUCCUC
Messenger RNA from Xyrauchen texanus (razorback sucker), 3253 nucleotides. RefSeq names its product leucine-rich repeat, immunoglobulin-like domain and transmembrane domain-containing protein 1. The record is from RefSeq and is a predicted model, not a curated record. Gene Ontology annotation, cellular component: extracellular matrix. The transcript is spliced from 2 exons. Lineage: Eukaryota; Metazoa; Chordata; Actinopteri; Cypriniformes; Catostomidae. Bases 90 to 1340 code for a protein of 416 amino acids. Gene Ontology annotation, molecular function: protein binding.